This is a messenger RNA of Rhopalosiphum maidis (corn leaf aphid), 1138 nucleotides long. RefSeq names its product elongator complex protein 5 (gene Elp5). Gene Ontology annotation, biological process: tRNA wobble uridine modification. The transcript is spliced from 5 exons. Gene Ontology annotation, molecular function: tRNA binding. Gene Ontology annotation, cellular component: nucleus; elongator holoenzyme complex; cytosol. The coding region runs from base 252 to 1079 and encodes 275 amino acids. The record is from RefSeq and is a predicted model, not a curated record. NCBI's taxonomy places the organism in Eukaryota, Metazoa, Arthropoda, Insecta, Hemiptera, Aphididae.
UAACAUAAACAAGUAUCAACGAAUUACAAUAUUUUGAGUUUUGAAUGUUUUCAUUUGCUAAGACGUGACAAAAUUAUUAUAUAAAAUUAAAAAAUAUAAUUAAAGUUAUGCGGUGCCAGUUGCCUGACGUCAUUGUGCCUACAUCUUGAUUUUGAUUUGAUAAUUGGUGUAAAACAGUAUUUAAAAACUUCAAUAUACUCGUUACUAUAUUAUUCAAGUUAAUCAAUUAUUAUUUGUUUGAAUCAUACAAGAUGAACGUCUAUGAUAGUGUUGUAAGAGGAACACAAGCUAGUCGGUUAAUACUUGUUGAAGAUUCAUUUUUAGCCAAAGGACAGUUUCUAUUACAUCUGAUAUCGACAAAUCGUAAAUCUUACGACAUCCAUGUACUUUGUUAUGAACAUUUAGUGUCCAAAUACCAAACUUUAUUUCCCUCCUUGUCUAAUAUUCAGUAUCAUGAUUGUAUGACUAACAUUUUAUCUUUAAAUUUAAGUAUGUAUGAAACUGUUUCAAAUAUAAUUGAAAAAUCAACCAGAAAUAUAGUCAUUUUUAUUGAUUCAUUGUCUAUGUAUUUACUUAGAACUGACUUCAGUAAAGUGUAUAAAGAAUUAUUGGAUAUCACAUCAUCAGAUCAAUUUCCUAACAUUGUACAAUGUGUAGCAGUGAUACACAAUGAUGUAACAGAAGUUAAUCAAAUUGAACACUUGAAAAACAUUUGUAAGACUCAUGUACAAGUACAAAGUACUAACAAUCCGUUAUUUUUAAAACUAAGAUUAGAACAUAAAAGGUCAAACGGUAAAUGUGUAGUUCAGAAAUUAAGUGGUGAAUUAAAAUCAGAUUGUUCAUUUAAACUAAUAAAUGAUUUAGCGCCACAAAAAAUCGAAGAGGAUAAAAGCAUACCAACAAAUUUAGCUAGUUUUAAAUUAGAUUUACAAGACAAUGAGAAGAAAGCCAAGGAAGAAUUAAUUUUACCAUAUACUCUUGUGCAAAAUACAUCCAAUACUGGUGGAAUGAUUCAUUACGUUCCAGAUGAAGCAGAUGACUGGGAUGAAGAAGAUCCGGAUGAUGAUUUAGAAAUAUAGCAUUGUAUUAUAUUAUUUAUAAAUCAUGUUAUGCAAAUAAAAUAUGCAUUUUGUUAUAC